This is a messenger RNA of Parnassius apollo (apollo), 537 nucleotides long. Lineage: Eukaryota; Metazoa; Arthropoda; Insecta; Lepidoptera; Papilionidae. The record is from the annotation of a GenBank genome assembly.
AUGCAAAAACUGACGGAGCGCAUAGACGACCUGAAGCAAAGAAUAGCUGCUUGGGGAAAGCGGAUUCGGCGAUAUACCGAGAGGUCGACACGGUUCAACCAGAAUCGUCUCUUCCAGAGUGAUCAGAAGAGGCUCUAUAAAUCAUUGGAGCGACCAAUAGUAAGUGGAACGGGCCCUGCACCAAAUCAGGCCGACAUGGUCGCAUUCUGGCGCAGCCUGUGGUCAGAGCCCGUAAACCACAGCGAGGGCCCUUGGACGGAAGUUGUGGCGAGUCAGUGUGCGAGUAUUACGCCCAUGGACCCCGUCAUCAUAACGCCGGAUGACGUAGCUGAGGCGGUCCGUAGGGCCCCGAACUGGAAAAGUCCGGGGCUCGACGGGCUGCAUCACUACUGGCUGAAGGGGUUCAUGGUGUGUCACGCUGUGCUCGCCCGACAGUUUCAAGAGGCUCUCGACCAGAAGUCGCUCCCAAGCCUCUUCACUACUGGGAUCACUCAUUUGGUUCCUAAAGAUCAGGGUGCCACAGACCUGAGCAAAUAA